Molecule: messenger RNA, 2962 nt
Organism: Physella acuta
Lineage: Eukaryota; Metazoa; Mollusca; Gastropoda; Physidae
Source: RefSeq, a predicted model, not a curated record
GUCAUUGGAUCACUCGACAGGGACAUUCAACUUUCACUUACCUGCCGUCGUUGUAGGCUACUACACCUGAGGACAGUUGAAACUGUAUUCGUGAUUGGAUUCUUAAAGCAGUCAGGCGCUACAGAUCAAGAUAGCAAAGAUGUUCAAGGUAAAAAUGUAUUGGAUUAUAGGCGUGUUGCUGGGAGUAUCACUGUGCUUCAGCUGUGUGGGAUCAGUGCUGGUACAGUUUGAGAAAUACGGGACUUGGUACGCUCAGCUUGAGUCAGUGGCAGAGCUGGUGUGUGUUGUCAAGAACUUCCCUCAGUCUCUUGAGAAUAGUAGUGUUGUCAUCAGGAGGGACAGUGACAGAGACGUCAUACUGACAGUUGGUGACAAGGUGGCAGUGACAGAUCCCAGAUACACGGUGUCCGUCAGCAGAAGUUUUGAUUUAAUUGUGGUCAAGUUGGUCAUUAGUUCUGUUCAAUCAGUUGACGAAGGAAGCUACAAAUGUUACGUGAGAGGUCGACACGACUCAUCUGAUGAGGAUAUAAACGAGAUUGACAUGAAGGUCGUCAAUACCAGCACAGCUCUGACCUGUACCAAACCUCUACUUGACCCACCCAAAAUCAUCCAGCUGGGCUGCAGACUCUCCUCCUUCCCUAAAGCUCGCGUUGAGGUCGUCAAUAGCAUGAACGCUGUAGCUACCUAUGCUGAGUCCAACAACUUUGUACCAGAAACAUCACCCAGCACCUACUCGACUUUCGUCAAGAUCAAGAUCGACUACCCCAGUGUGCAGUGGGGCCAAAGCUACAAGUUUCAAGUUCGCUUCUUCCCCCUGAGCAGCGGGUUGUCGUACUUCAACGUCAGCACGCCCUGGAUAACUCAAGCUUACAUGGGCAACGCGCAGACUGGCAUCUACCAGUUCACCGCCAACUCCAAAGGCAGAGUCGUCAGCGUGGAGUACGGAAGUGACGUUACGUUCCAGUGUAAGACCUGGCUGACGGAGCCCACCGUACCGGAACUGUACCAGGGCGAUGACCUCUUGUACACGAGCACCAUGUACGACUCGCUCAAGUACGACAUCUACAAGGUCAGAUGUCAGCACGCAGGGUUGUACGAGUGCAGGGUCAAGGGCGGGGAUGUCGAUAGGAUGGUCAUCACUCUCAAGGUUAAGUCAUGUCACCCAGGCGGAACCUCCCCCCACUCCUCCAACCUAGCGGUCAGCAUCGUCCUGCCUAUACUCGGCCUCGCCCUCAUCAUCCUACUCAUCUUCUUCGCCAUCUGCAUCGUCAAACGCAUCAACCGGAAACGCAACGAGAUCCAGAACACCGGCAACAGGGGCGUGGUCUUAUCCACGCUUGAGGUCCCCAACCCCACGGACCCCAUCUACGACACCAUCAACCUGGGGUUCGUCGGGGACGGUGCUGUCAGCAAACCCCCACCCCCGUACACCGCAGGUAGCUAUGUGGUCAAGGACAGGCUGGACGCCCCACCCCCCUACACCGAGGCGUCGGGCAAUGUGUUCACACUCGCAUCUGCGCCAGUGUACACGGGAUUCGAUGCUGUCACACAAGGUCAGCCACAUAUGGAGGCCCCUCCCCCUUACCCUAGCAAAUAAAUCCUGUCAGAGUUUCAUUAUAGUGCUCAACACUUCUGUAUAUUUUAUCCAUUUACUUGUAUGUGAUUCAUGAAAACUAUGUGUAUAUUAAUUGUGAAUUUAAUUUUGCUCAAUGUUAAGAUCCAUUUUAAUGAUUUUUAUGGAAAAAAUGUUUUUUUUAAAAAAUAAAACUUAUCAAAAUGUUUUUAAUGUACAGGGAAAAUAUAUAAAAUAAUUUUAUAAUUGUGUAUUCAGUAAAACUUGAUGUAAUACAAUCAUUUUUUUAUUUUCAUCUAUUUUCCACCGAUAUUGUUUUAAGGUCAGAUUCAGUCUAACAUAAUUUGAUAAACAGCAUGACGUAUGAAACCUUUUUUUUUUAUUGUAAGGUGCUGUGAAAUAUUACGUUAGGCACAAAGUUUACAUCAAGAUAAACAAAAAAAAAACCAUGGAAUGUUUUUUUUUUUGUUUAUCUGCUCCUGUUAUAUAAUGACUGAAAAAUAACUUAUUUGUUUAGUCUAGAAUUGUAAAUAUGCAAACAACUUUUUUUUUAAAUUAUUCAAACAGGAAAUUCAAAAACUUAAAUUUAAAAAAAAAUCAAUUAUCUUUUAUUGUCAUCUCAUAACUAUUGUGCUAAUUCAACUUUUCACUUUGUAAUGGAAAUAAAGAAUGACUUUUAUUUAUUGUAAAUAAAUAUUUAUCAUUCGUAUUUUUAAAAAAAUAUAGAUGAAUGAUAAAAACUAUAACGUCAUAUUUUAACGAGAAACUGCUGUAACAUUUUAAAAGUUUAAUUUUAUAAAAAACUGUAACCAAGUUACGAAUCAAACAUUAAGAUAGGGCCUACUUAUACCUCAUAUUUACAGUGGCAUUAUCAAGACUACUGUCAUAACUUUUCAGCUGAUACUUUACACUCAAGAACAUGUAGAAACAUUUUAAAUGAGGUACAUUCAAACAAACACACAAUACAAUAUAAAUGAUUUUAUAAAAAUGGUGCAUUAGAAAUAAAUAAAAGAAAAAAAAAAGAAAACAUUUCAUACAUUGUAAAUCAAUAUUCAAUUAUAAAAGAAAAUACAAAUGUGGACUCAGUAGGUUUCAAAUAUGAACAUGUAUUCGCCAAUCUUUUAAAGUAAAAUUUGACCUUAACAUAAUAUUUGAUAUAUACCUGUAAGGAAGUGUUACCAACACAGUGUACAUAAAUGAUAAUGAAUGUAUUUAAAUUGGAUGUGAUAAUUUUAUUUUAAUUUAAAUUUCUGAUUUUUGUCGAACGAAAAACCUAAUUUUAUAGCGUCCUAGGUGUAAUGUUUCUAAUUAGAUAAAAUAUUUGAACAUUAAUAAACAAAACAGAAAUAUACAGGAUAUUUUUACAAUAAUUUUUAAUAAAAUACAGAA